AUGGCUUUAUCCUUGGUAAAAGCCGGAAGAUUUUUCUUGCCCCAUGAGACAGCCAGACAUGCAGCGACCAUCCUCGGAUUCCCAUCCCAAGCCUCCAUCGCCUCAGCGUACUACGAAAGCGCAUGCGUCGACGUAGCUAAUUUGGCCUCUGUCAUUUCGGUCCAUGAACCAGUUCGACUCUAUACGCGACCGGAAGAUGUCCACAAAGCAAAGUCAAUGGUUAGCCAAGCUAUUACAAAAUAUCCUAGUAACACCUCGAAUAUCGCUGUCAUUCCAUUCCCCACGAACCAUCUCUGGGUUCGCGACACAGGCCCUGUCUAUGUACGUGGGGUUGGAGAAUCCAUCAAGCAACGUUUCGCAAUCAACUUCCGUUUUAGUGAAUGGGGAAGAAAGCAUGAUAUUGGCCGCCACGAACGGGCUUCAGAUGACCUUGAUUGGCCUGUGAUGACCCCGGAACAGAUCGAAGAAAACGGAAGCUUUGCCCGCAGGGUUAUCGUGUCUGAUGUCUCCCCCUCCCCGGUGACUCUAUUGGAAUCACAGAUUUGUUUGGAAGGUGGUGCGAUAGUUGUGGACGGGGAAGGCACACUUCUGGCCACUGAAAGCAGUAUCAUCAACGAAAAUCGCAACCCUGGUCUUUCAAAGACCGCGAUUGAGACAGAGCUACGUCGGCUCUUGGGUGUUGAGAAAAUUAUCUGGCUUCCCGGGAGAAACGAUCUGGAUGUUACUGAUGUACAUGUUGACGCUGAAGUCAACUUUGUCCGGCCCGGAGUUGUCGUCCUCUCACGACCCCAUUCAAGUGUGCCAAGGCCAUGGGUGGAGGUCUAUGAAGAGAUCAGGGAUAUUCUGGGACAGUCAGUCGAUGCGAAGGGUCGCCCUUUUGAGGUACAUGUGGUAGACGAGCCAAACCCGAAGGUCUUUGGGAUCUUGUCUUACAAUGACCCGGCGACUAACUAUGUGAAUUUUUAUUUCGUCAAUGAGGGGCUUAUUGUUCCACAGUUCGGCGACAUUCGGCGAGAUCAGGAAGCCCUCGUGCUGUUUCAAAAGCUGUGCCCUGAUCGCAUGGUUCGGCCUGUGUUUGUGUCUGCGCUUCCGUUGGCUGGGGGUGUUAUUCACUGCGCAACACAACCAGUUCUUUUUGUGGAUGAAAUCAGUAGACAUUCGAAAUGA
Molecule: messenger RNA, 1167 nt
Organism: Penicillium concentricum
Lineage: Eukaryota; Fungi; Ascomycota; Eurotiomycetes; Eurotiales; Aspergillaceae
Product: agmatine deiminase family protein
Exons: 1
Coding region: 1-1167 (388 amino acids)
Biological process (GO): putrescine biosynthetic process
Molecular function (GO): protein-arginine deiminase activity; agmatine deiminase activity
Source: RefSeq, a predicted model, not a curated record